AUGAUGCAGCCUAAAAUUAUAUCAAGGGAAACCAUCAAACCCUCCUCUCCAACCCCACCUCACCUCAGAACUCACAGCCUCUCCUUUUUUGAUCAGUUCUCUUCUCGCAAUUAUGUACCACUUGUUUAUCUCUACCCCAAGUGUGGCUCUGAUAAAUCGGGUCAGCUUAAGAAUUCCCUAUCUAAAACUCUUUCUCGAUACUACCCAUUUUCUGGUAGAAACAGAGAUAGAGCUUUUGUUGACAGUAACGAUGAAGGAGUGGUGUUUUUAGAAGCUCGAGUCAAAUGUAUGCUAUCGGAGAUCCUCGAGAACCCAAGUGCUGAGACGCUAAACUUGUUAUUACCAGAUGAUUUUCUGCGGAAAGAUUCGAACUCGAGCAGCAUAGUGGCUAUUCAGAUAAGCUACUUUGACUGUGGAGAUGGAGAAUUAUCUCCUGAGUUCAACUUGGCUUCUAUGUUCCCACGAGGUGACCUAACAAUUAUGCCCGAAGUUGCUCCUAAAGUAGGAAACAGUUUCGCCAAAAGGUUUGUCUUUGAUGCCUCUAAGACAGCUGCCCUCAAGGCCAUAGUGGGUGACAAAGUGAAAAAUCCCACACUUGUUGAAGUUGUGACUGCACUUAUAUAUAAAUGUGCAAUUUCUGCAUCUAGAUCAACUUCUGGUUCCGCAAAACCAACCCUUUUACUCCUACCAGUUAACAUGCGUAAAAGGACGGAACCACCUUUGCCAGAAAAUACUAUGGGAAACGCGGCUUCCCUUUUUGCAGUAUCAACAAUGGAGGGGGAGAGUGAUAUAGAGUUGCAUGGUUUGGUGGGUCAAAUGAAAGAAAGCAUGGCACGAUUUUGCAACAGUUACGUGAGAAAGUUUAGGGGGGAAGAAUGGUUCUUAACCAUUAAAGAGUUUUGGAAAGAGUUAAGUAAAUUAUUCAUUGGUGGUAAUCAAGUUGUAUAUAUUAGUAGCAGUUGGUGUAGGUUCCCAUUUUAUGAAGCGGAUUUUGGGUGGGGAAAGCCAAUAUGGGUGACUACUGCUAGUCAUGUGCAAAAGGGUGUUAUCUUUAUGAUGCAUACAAGAAAUGGGGAUGGAAUUGAAGUAUUUGUCAAUUUGGAAGACGAAGACAUGGCUGUAUUUGAGCGUGAUGCAGAGCUUCUUGGAUAUGCCUCUUUUAAUCCGUGUGCUUUGGCACUGAUUUGA
This is a messenger RNA of Quercus robur (English oak), 1188 nucleotides long. Its product is annotated as acylsugar acyltransferase 3-like. NCBI's taxonomy places the organism in Eukaryota, Viridiplantae, Streptophyta, Magnoliopsida, Fagales, Fagaceae. The record is from RefSeq and is a predicted model, not a curated record. Bases 1 to 1188 code for a protein of 395 amino acids. The transcript is spliced from 2 exons.